Triticum turgidum subsp. durum (durum wheat) is the source of this 534-nucleotide messenger RNA. Lineage: Eukaryota; Viridiplantae; Streptophyta; Magnoliopsida; Poales; Poaceae. The record is from the annotation of a GenBank genome assembly.
AUGGCAACUCCCGGCAAGCCCGACCCGGCCGCUGUGCCGCCGAAAGCGCCGCAGCCACCGGUGAAGGGGGCCAUCAUGCGCUGCGUCUUCCCCUUCCUCCUCGCCACCAACAUCUUCACCGGAGUUUAUGGUAGCUACAACAUUGCCGCUACUAGUAUAUCAUUUAGAGCACAGAGCUGUUGUACCUUUCACCCGUGGCAGGAUAUAUUUCUCUUAAAGCAAGUUUAUGUAUUUGCAAAGACCUACAAACGAGACCAGGACAAGAAAAAUGCUGAGACCGCAGCAGCAGCAGCAGCUGCAGCAGCAUUGUCAGCCCCACCUGUUGCAGUUGCUAAGCCUGCAGAGCCUGCUCCUCCGCCGAAAAGAGUACUCCCACCUUUAUCCGAAGAUGAGCAGCGCCAGGUCUACAAGUGGAUGCUGGAAGAGAAGCGGAAGAGCAAACCACGUGACGCUGCUGAGAAGAACAAAAUCAAUGAGGAGAAGGCUCUUCUCAAGGAGAUCAUCAGGGCAGACUCUCUCCCUCGUUUGUGGUGA